UCGCACACGUCGUCGCCCAGCCUCCUCAUCCCCAUCUUCUCACGCGCGACCUUCACCGCACUCGCCCAUUUCCACAUCCCCCAUUUCCUGUCGCAUUCCCCUAGCUUAGUCCUACGCAGACCCCAGCGACUGCUGUCCGCUCUCCGGAGGGUGUCGUCGCCCCGGCCGGAGUGGCGAGAGACCCACCUCUAUUAUGGCACUGGUACCUGCGCCGAGCAACGAUCGCAAGCGCGUCAAGGUCUAUGAAUUGAAGAACAAUGACUGGUUUGAUAGGGGCACGGGCUUCUGCAAAGGCGUUGUUGUGAGUCAAGACGAAGCCAAAAUCCUCGUCGCGUCCGAAGAUGACCCGACUCGGCAACUGUUGGAGACCAAGAUAUCGAAAGAUGAUGGCUAUCAGAAACAGCAAGAUACGCUCAUCGUAUGGACAGAGCAGAAUGGCACCGACAUGGCCCUCAGUUUUCAGGAGCCAGAGGGAUGUGCCGGCAUCUGGGAUUUUGUAAAUGAAGUGCAAUCGCGUCUGCAAGCUCUCGCGCAAGACGAUGGCCUGUCCGACGAUAUCGGAGAAAGUGUUAACCCCAUUAUGUUACCACUCCCGGAACUCGGAAAUCUCCACGAGAUAGAAAACCACAUGCGCGCGGCCAAUACCACCCCAGGCGGCCGCGAAGCACUCGCAAAAUUCAUUCUGUCUCAAGACUACAUUCCGAAGCUGAUACCUCUGGUAGAAAUGGCUGAAGAUCUUGAGAGCGCGUCUGAUCUCCAUCGGCUGUGCAGCAUAAUGAAGAUGUUGAUACUGCUGAACGACACCGCCAUCAUCGAGUAUGUAGUGACGGACGACGUGGUCAUAGGGGUGGUCGGGGCCUUGGAGUAUGACCCGGACUUUCCUCUUCACAAGGCUAACCACAGACAAUACCUCUCCGACGAGUCGCGAUUCAAGGAAGUUGUGAAGAUAGAGGAGCAGGCCAUCAGGAAGAAGAUCCACUAUACAUACCGGCUACAGUAUUUAAAGGAUGUGGUUCUCGCGCGCAUCCUCGACGACCCCACAUUCUCCGUCCUCAAUUCUCUCAUAUUUUUCCACCAAGUCGAUAUUGUUCAGCAUCUCCAAGCGAAUGGUGCAUUUCUGAAGGAGUUAUUUGGCAUUUUUGGCGCUGAGGAGCGAGACCUCCAACGAAAAAAGGAUGCAGUCCUAUUUAUCCAGCAAUGCUGUGCGAUUGCGAAGAGUCUCCAGGUUAGCGCUCGGGCGCAGCUUUAUCAGAAUUUUAUCAACAAUGGGCUUCUGGACGUUAUACAGUACGCGCUCAGGCAUCACGAUGCUUCAGUGCGGGUCGCUGGAACGGAUAUUUUAGUAGCUCUCAUCGACCAUGACGCGCUAAUGGUCCGGAGUAAGAUAUUCCAGGCCAUCCAGGAGAAGACGAAGCCCUUGACCGAUACGCUCAUUGAACUUCUCUUGAUCGAAGUUGACCUCGGCGUGAAAGCUCAGAUGGCCGAUGCCAUCAAGAUACUGCUGGAUCCAAACGCAAACUCCGCGUCAAUUGAGGCUCUCGGUCGAACCAACAGUGAUUUCUUGGCUAAGGUUAGAGGAACGCUACCCGCGAUGCCUCAAACUGAUAACUUUAUCCAGAGCUUUUAUGACGAAUCUGCCAGGAAGUUGUUUCAACCUCUCAAAGAUCUCGAAGGCAGGAAGACCAUGGACAAUCUCUCCAUCCAGGAAGUAUCCCUUUACUCCCAUCUCGUCGAGGUCCUUUGCUUCUUCAUUCGGCAACAUUCAUUCCGCAGUAAAUAUUUCAUCCUUUCCGAAGGUCUCGGAGCUCGCGUUGCCCAGCUCAUGGAUUGUCCAGAGAAGCAUUUGAAGCUAACAUCGCUCAAAUAUUUCCGCACAUGUAUCGGCCUACAUGAUGAUUUCCAUAAUCGGCAAAUCAUCCAGCAUCACCUCUUCGAACCGAUUCUUAAAAUACUGUUCGACACAAUGCCUAGGGAUAACCUCCUCAACUCUGCUUGCUUGGAGCUCUUCGAGUUCAUCAAGCGCGAGAAUAUCAAGAUUAUUGUCACACAUCUCGUUGAAACGUAUCGAGAAAAACUAGCUGCCAUCACUUACGUAGAUACAUUCCAGAGCCUCAUUCUCCGGUACGACCAAAUGCAUGAACCACCAACUACCCAGGAGCUUGAGAAUUCCUUCACUAGCGUGGAUAGCGAUACUCCGGCUCGGAAUGUAGGUAUCAUGAACGGCGGAAGAUGGGGUCAAGCGUUGAAGGAUGCGGAUGCGGAGGAAGAAGCCUACCUCAACGGGUCAGAUGAUGAUGACGAUGAUGGUCUGCCAAGUGCGGUGAAGCCCGUGCUGAACGGGGCGUCUCCGGUUAGACCAUUGGUGAGCUAUCCCGAUGAUGAGGGUGACGAUGACGACAUGGACAUUCUUGCUACAAGCGCUCCAUUAGUAUCACCGCACAACAUAUCGAGCGCUACUCAGACCCAGGAAACACCCGUCACGAGUCCGUCUCCCAAGCCAACGGGUGCCACACCGCCGGAACGUAUUUCUGAAAAACGCAGAAGAGAGGAGGAUGAAGAGGAUGAGCUGCUUGCCAACAUAUCCAACUCCAGUACGAAAAGGCGUGCAUCUCUCAGCAGCAAUUCGAGCACGGCCAGUACAGGAAGUAUGCAGAGGCUCCGCCGGAAACCAGGCAUCAACUCUGGGAAAGACAACGGAGGUGGACCAAAGAAGAUAUCGCUGUCCAUUCCGCUUAAGAGUGGUGGUGAGGGAGGCGAAGGCGAUUGAUAGAUGA
Messenger RNA from Lindgomyces ingoldianus, 2774 nucleotides. RefSeq names its product DUF625-domain-containing protein. Gene Ontology annotation, biological process: DNA damage response; protein dephosphorylation. Gene Ontology annotation, molecular function: protein phosphatase activator activity. The record is from RefSeq and is a predicted model, not a curated record. Gene Ontology annotation, cellular component: nucleoplasm; protein phosphatase 4 complex. The transcript has 7 exons. Bases 194 to 2767 code for a protein of 857 amino acids. NCBI's taxonomy places the organism in Eukaryota, Fungi, Ascomycota, Dothideomycetes, Pleosporales, Lindgomycetaceae.